Molecule: messenger RNA, 306 nt
Organism: Aspergillus niger
Lineage: Eukaryota; Fungi; Ascomycota; Eurotiomycetes; Eurotiales; Aspergillaceae
Exons: 2
Coding region: 1-306 (101 amino acids)
Source: RefSeq, a predicted model, not a curated record
AUGCUUGCCCGUCUUACAAACAUAUUCACCCCACCCACCAAUCCUUCCGUGCUCCUUGUUGUUGGCAACUUUGGUGCCACAAUCCAUGUUCUUCAUCUCCUACCCGAGGACGGCACCAUCCAACGCUUCGGCCUCACAACCCCAUCUACUAACUUUCGCUACCGCGGAGCCAGAGAGCAGGCGCGCGAACAGAUCGGCACAGUUACACUUCACGUUGGAGAUGGCGAGUCUGCCGACAGCUUCCUCGACGACGUUGAGACACGAAUCCUAAUGCAUUCGCACAUUACUUGUCCUAUUUAUGAGUAG